This is a messenger RNA of Gordionus sp. m RMFG-2023, 4320 nucleotides long. RefSeq names its product host cell factor 2-like. Gene Ontology annotation, biological process: chromatin remodeling; regulation of DNA-templated transcription. Gene Ontology annotation, cellular component: histone methyltransferase complex. The record is from RefSeq and is a predicted model, not a curated record. NCBI's taxonomy places the organism in Eukaryota, Metazoa, Nematomorpha, Gordioida, Chordodea, Parachordodidae. The transcript has 25 exons. Bases 81 to 4157 code for a protein of 1358 amino acids. Gene Ontology annotation, molecular function: protein binding; transcription coactivator activity.
ACAAUUAUAAAUAAUCACGAUAAUUUAUAAAUUAUAAAAUUGCAAUUUAUUCAUCAUUUCUUCUACGAACUAAAAUUAAAAUGGCAGCCACCAUACUAAAUUGGAGAAAAGUGACUAAUUUUCAAGGGCCAGCCCUAAGACCUAGACAUGGACACAGGGCUGUCGCGAUAAAAGAGUUAAUGGUAGUGUUUGGAGGUGGCAAUGAAGGAAUUGUUGAUGAAUUGCAUGUUUUUAACACAGCCACAAAUCAAUGGUUUACACCAUCUGUUAAAGGUGAUAUUCCACCUGGAUGUGCAGCUUAUGGAUUUGUAUGUGAUGGUACUAGAUUAUUGAUUUUUGGGGGCAUGAUAGAAUAUGGACAAUAUUCAAAUGAAUUAUAUGAAUUACAAGCAAGUAGAUGGGAAUGGAAAAGAUUAAAACCUAAACCACCUAAACAUGGUCCAAUCCCCUGUGCUAGAUUAGGACAUAGUUUUACACUUAUUUUAGGCAAAGUUUAUUUAUUUGGUGGUUUAGCUAAUGACAGUGAUGAUCCCAAGAUUAAUAUUCCAAGAUAUUUGAAUGACUUAUAUAUGCUAGACUUAAAUCCCAGCUGUAUUUCAUUGAAUUGGGAUAUUCCUACCACUCAUGGAACUCCUCCUUCUCCCAGAGAAAGCCAUAGUGCAGUGGCCCACAUGGGAAAGGAUGGAAAAUCACCCCAGAUAAUUUUUUAUGGAGGUAUGAAUGGUAAUAGACUAGGUGAUCUAUGGAUUUUUGAUAUAAAUUCUAUGCAGUGGAUUAAACCACAAUUAAAUGGCAUUCCACCUUUGCCUAGAAGCUUACAUUCUGCAAAUUUAAUAGGCAACAAAAUGUUUAUAUUUGGAGGAUGGGUGCCUUUAUUGCAAGAAGAUGCAGAUUCAAUUUCACAUGAAAAAGAAUGGAAAUGUACUAAUUCGUUAGCAGUGUUAAACUUAGAGACAUUAACAUGGGAACCAUUAACAUUGGAUUUGUAUGAAGAUAAUUUACCAAGACCUAGAGCUGGGCAUAGUGCUGUUACAAUUAAUAAAAGACUUUAUAUAUGGAGUGGAAGGGAUGGUUAUAGAAAGGCUUGGAAUAAUCAAGUAUGCUGCAAAGAUUUGUGGUUUUUGGAAAGUGAGAAACCAAUGGCUCCAUCAAAAAUUCAAUUGGUGAAGGCAAAUAAUACAAGCUUGGAAAUUAGUUGGACCCCUGUACCAACAGCGGAAUAUUAUGUUAUACAAAUUCAAAAAUACGAACCUCAAAUCCUUCCCACAUCUCUUGAAAACGCGCAAUCUAUUAACAAGAAAGGUGGUAGGCUUGGAUUAAUGGUACCUACCUCUUUUUCUAACCUUGCCACAAAUAUGGGAAACAACAUUAGCUCUUCCAUCAUAAAUUUUACGAAUUUUCAAGGCAUAAUCAAUACCUCAAACCAAAACAUCACUAAUCUUCUGCCACAAUCACUCAAUAGCAACUCCAUGUUAUAUCGGUCCUCUUUGCCACUUCAAACCUCUCUUCCUUCAAUACUAACCGGGGGUGGUAGCAAAGGAAUGAUGCUUUACUCCAAUUCUAAUAAUAUAAUUCUUAAUAAUAACUCUCUGAAUAGUUUUGUUAGCACUGCUGUGAAUAAAAUUCAAAUGCCCCAAAAGCAUGUGAAACUUUCCUUGUCCAAUGCCCUUCCUAAGUUACCACACAGCAUAGGCAUAGGAAGUGCCGCCUCUACCACUGGUAUUGUUAAUUUCGGGACCAAUAACAAGUCCGUCAUCUAUUCAAGUACAUGCAAUACCAUCACCACCUUAGCAGGUAUAGAUGCUUUAGCCACUGCUGCUAUGCAAACUCAAAAGAUUAUUAUGCAACAAAACAAUACUGGAAGUUCUGCCAACAAUAUUAAUAUCGCAUCUUUUCCUCAGUUAUCAAACACCAGCAAUAUACAGCUUAAAAAUUUGCCACUAUUAAAUAUCCCAAGUUCUCAACUAAUGAAAUCUCACAACCAAUCCCAGCCACAAAUACUGACUUUGCCUAAAGGCUUAUUGCAGCACAAUUUAUCUUCGGCUACUAAUUUAAACCUAAGCUCAACAAAUCCGCAAAACCCACAAAUAAUAACCCUCAUCAAAACGCCACAAGGGGUUCAAUUUGCCCAGUUACCGAAAAUAUUGGGAAAAUCUAAUUGGGCUCCUUUAUCACAAUCUAACGUCAUUACAAACGCCAAUAAUAUCAAUAUCCACCAAAGCAAUGUAAGUCAGAAUCAAACCAACAAGAUUCAACACAUUAACAUCGCGGGUAAAGGACUUGUAACAUUACCUCAAGGAGCUACCUUAUUAAAAUUAGUUAAUACGAGUGCCCUAAAUCAAACUAACAAUCUAAUGAAUUAUUCCGCAAACAAUUUUAACAUUAUCAAUAGUAUUAAAACUCAAGUCUCAUGUUCCGAUGUUAAAAUACCUACACUUUUAUUACCACAAAUAAAAUCACAGGAUUUGAAUUCGUCCCUUUUCUCUAGUUUUGCUAAUAAUCCUACUCAUUCCUUAGUGCAAUCUCAAAAUUUCAUCGGGAUCAAUGUGUCAUCUGAAAGUACAAUUGGUAUGAAAACAGAAUUCACGGACACUCAAAAUACAUUUGCAAGUACAACCAUCCAACCUUUCACAUCAUCGAUUGAAGAUAUAAAAAGCGAAUUUAAAGAUAAUAAGGAAUCCCUAAAAUAUAUUUGUGCAGAUGGUCAUAAUUGUCCCACACCUCCAGAUUCUGAUACCAAGCCAGUUGCCACAAUAUCAACAUCAAAUUCCUUAUCAGCUAACGAUAAUGCAGCCACGCCUGACAACUCAGCUGACGUUGAAGUCAGGAUAAAAGUGGAACAAUCCGAAAAUUUUGAACAACCUUCCAUAUCUUCGCCACUCAAUUUUGAUUCGAUGUCUAGCUAUAACUUAAUUUCACCAGGCUCUAAUACAGAUAUGUUAUUACCAGAUAGUCUUUUUUCUCCUAUAGAUAGCAAAUCAUUUAACGUUAAUGGCCAAGGGUGCCUUCCUUUUGAGGAUCUUCUUGGAAGUCCUUCUACCGACCAUUCCCUCCUAGAUGAUAUUAUGCCAUCUAUCAUGCCAAUUAAUCAUCAAAUUCAUAAUUGUAACCAAAAUUCUGGUUUAAAUGGAUUGGACAUUGAUCAACUUCUCUCUCAAACUAAUAUGACUUCUGCUUUAAUUAAAGCUGAACAUACCGAUGAUAUUUUUAAUCUUGCCAACCUUUCCUCUUCUUCAAUCGGUGGAUCUAUGAAAUUGUCCACUUCACUUAAUUUAAAAUUUCAAUCUCCUACUAUCAAUAAUACUACAUCUAUAUCCUCAUCAAAUAUUUCCCAAAUGCAACAAUUCAUGAAAAAUCAAACCUUAUCCCAUUACGCUGAAACAACAGCAGAGGACAACAAUAAUAGAAAAUGGUUUGAAGUGUGUAUUGUCGGUACAAAUAAUUGUGUGGUGACUAAUUACAAAAUUCCUAAUCAUAUAUAUAGAACCUCAUCAAACAGCAAUGACCCUUCCAAAAUUCAAAACUCUAGCAUAACAUCUUCAAUCAAAGAUGGUGGAGAUAUUGCUAAUCCCACUUUUCAGACUCUUCAACCAGCUACGGCUUAUAAAUUUAGGGUUGCUGCUAUCAAUUCUUGUGGACGUGGUCCUUUUUCGGAGGUAGCAGCCUUCAAGACUUGCGUCCCUGGGUUUCCAGGGGCUCCUUCUUCCAUUAAGAUCACGAAGUCGUCGGAAGGAGCUCAUUUAGCCUGGGACCCGCCUCAAAACUCUGCCGGAAAAAUUACCGAAUAUUCCGUAUACCUCGCCAUUCGCAAUUCUAAUAAUAACGCGAUUCCCACUAUUAAUCAAGCCAAUAAUGCAAAUAAUCUGCAGCAACAAUUAGCUUUUGUGAGAGUUUAUUCUGGCGCUUUUCCCUCUUGCCUUGUUCAUAAUACAGUCCUGGCCAAUGCUCAGAUAGACUGUUCUGCUUCUUCUAAUAAGCCAGCUAUAAUUUUUAGGAUAGCUGCUCGUAAUGAUAAGGGUUAUGGUCCAGCCACACAGGUUAGAUGGCUUCAAGAAUCUACAUCUGUUAAUUUUUCUCCAUCUAACAUCAAAAGACCUUUGCCAGUGAAUCAGAAUAUUACUAUUAGUAAAAGGAAGAAAACGGAAAACCUAUUUUAAAUGAAGUUUAAUAAGCUAUAAUAUAUGACUGUAAUUUUUUAGCUUAUAUAAAUAAAUAUCAAUGUCAAAAUAUUUGCCUCAAAUUUGUAAGCAUGUAAAUUAUAUUUCCUCAAUUAAAAAUUAGUUGUGCUGAUAAUAUAUAUAAUUCUCUGUAUACUACUGU